AUGGCGGGCGUUACCAACAUGCCAUCAACGCCGCCGCAAUACCUCAAACAAGUUCGCCUCGUUCUGGGCGUUGACAAAAGAGAUGAUGAGAUAACAUUAAAAAUGACGAGCGAGAAGAUCGGCCUGCGGAUGCCCAAACUCGCCGUCUUGGGCCGUUCCCUGAAGCCCUGGACUGAUAUCAAAGAGCGGUCCACUCCUCUAUUCGAAUCAAACCUCGGAUUCACGACCUACCGGCAGAAGCAAGUUCUCAUCCAGUGGAAAACCGUCGAUAGCACCCAAUGGGAACGUUACAUCAACCAAAUGAAAUGUCUGGCCGUCUUCUUCACCUCCCUCUCUACCUCGGACAAAUCCUUCCGCUCGCGUCACGGAAUCGUCUACAGCAUGCCUGAAGAACUCGGAUCACCACAAUGA
Molecule: messenger RNA, 411 nt
Organism: Podospora anserina S mat+
Lineage: Eukaryota; Fungi; Ascomycota; Sordariomycetes; Sordariales; Podosporaceae
Exons: 1
Coding region: 1-411 (136 amino acids)
Source: RefSeq, a predicted model, not a curated record